CUCGCGACGGAGGAGCGGCGGAAGUUGGAAGGGAAGGACGACAGUAGUUCUUCUUUCCCAACCAUGGACUCCUUUCUCGAGCGCGCUCUGGAAGAGGAGCAAAACGCGCUAAAAGACUUCUUCCCGCCCGAAGAGCACAGCCGGCGCCUGUCCGGCGCGAUGUUCGCGGCCCGCCCGAGCAAAGCAUCUGCGGUCGGCCACUACUUGCGGAACUCUUCGAACCUCGACGGUGGUGUCGAUGCGCAAACUGGUAUGAAGCUCGGAAGUCUUCUCACCGAUCCGGCCGGCAAUUACAUCCCGGUCGACCCGACGGGUGGCGCGUGCCCCAACGCGGCCGCGCUCUUCGCAACCGGCGUCCCAGACACGGAGUUGGAGGAGAUGCGGCACAUGUAUUCCCUGAAAAUUACCCAUCCCCAUCCAAUUUGUCAUGCAAAACAUACAUAAAAUCAUGCGUUUGUCAUGCAAAAAGUGGAUGGAGAUGGUUAAUUUUCAGGGAAUAACAUGAUCGACGUGAUGAACGACACCCUGUCCACCGUGCGCACCAUGCUCGCGGACUCCCACCCCGAGGCACGGGAGAACGUCCGCCAGCGUCGCGAGCAGGAGAGAAGGGAGGUGGAGAACUACCUGUACGAGUUCGAGACCGCGGCCGCCGUCGUCCGCAGCUACGCCACAAACACCACCGAAACCCGGAUGCGCGAGGACGCUUUGCGGAUGAACGCCACCCUGUCCACCGCGCUGCAGAACCGGCAAUCCGCCACCGUUCCAACCGCGAUGACGGCCUCGACCACGAUGGCUCCCCCGCGGGAAACCAAGCCGACGUACGAGAUCGCCCGGUCGAUGGAAACCGUGCUGGGGCUGAUGCGACCGGAGCACAAGCCGGACACGGCUUCGAUGGUGCCGGCCACCGCGGAAAUCACGCACGACGACGUCAUGCACCGCUGCAUGGCCCACGAUUUGACGUCCGCCCACGACGAUGUGCACGAGAAGUGUGAGGAGGAAUGGCGUGCGAUGGUAGAGAUGGAACGCGGUGUCGUUGAUCGCAUCACGGAAGACGCGUUGCAAGCCAGUCUUGCCCCCCUCCGCGGUGAGAUCCACUGGGAUGUCCCGAUUCCGCACGAGGAACAGUGCGUGCCCAUGCCGAACGACUACUCUGGCAGCGAGAUGGCCAUUACCCCCGGUUUCCGGCGCAAUUUGCAGGUGCUGCACAAGAAAACGAAAGGCAAUUCCAAGCAGCGCAAGUUGCUGGAGAACCAGAUGGAGGGGAAAGACUUGUUCCACGCGGCGCACGUCGGCAAGCUGCGGGAUCAGCGUCGUGUGUUAUUCGACACGCCGCUGUCUGAAGAAGCGAAGCGGAAAUUGUCCGUUACCGUCGGUGGCCUUGCCGGGGGUUCAAUGCUCCCAGCGGGGGAAUCUACCACGGGUUGCAUGCCGAUCAGCGGAGAAUCCCAGUUACAGAUGACCAUGGGGUACGAUGGUCCGGGGUCUAGUAUGCCAGCUGACCGCGAGGCCGCGUUCCACGAGUUCGGCGCCGGAAACAAGGAAAAACAAGAAGCCGCCUCUCUUGCUGCGAACAUCGCGGCCCAGGUCACCAUCGCCAUGCACGACCCGGCGGGCCAUCUGAUGACGGAGUGGCACGAAGAUCCCAUGAUGGAGUACACGGCCAUGGCGUCUACGGAUCCGUACGCGAACUCCGCCGCCGCCGGGUUCGUGCCGAUGAGCGACUACGGGUUUCGGCAGCGCAGCCGCGCCCGUGCGCUGGCGCAGAAGGAGAAGUCGAAGCAGAAAUCCAGCACGAGAAAGUUGCUUGCAGGUGACAGCAAGUUGGCGAAGAUGCUGAGAAACCGUCGGUUAGAUCACGAUAUGAGUGCUGUGGGUUCCAGUCCCAGCCCCUACGACAUGCAAUACGACCCGAAUUCCGCGAUGCAACCUUCUUUGUCGCCAAGUUCUAUGGCCCCGGGGAUGAACAGCUACCAGAUGGACUUUCCCUCCACCAUGGGCCCGAACGAGAAGAAUGCGGUGAUGAACAUGUACUUCGGCGACUCGAAAGCGACCCUGCCCCCUUCGACCGCGGAUCCGAGUGCGACCACCCCGCCCCCGCCGACCACCGGCGCGCCGGUGCACGUUGACUUCGGGUUUCAGCCCGCCUUGUUCCAAAGUACUUCCGCUCCGCUCUCCCAGGACGCGCUGUCGACGACCUUCACGACGUCGACCACGCAAACUGCGACCCCGCACUGGUUACUGGGCUGGGACUACCGAUUCGACUACAUGUGGGACGACGCGGUGCAGAUGAGCAUCGAGAAACUGGUGUACACAGGGACGAACGCGACUUUAGCGUCUUUAUACCCCGCUGACACGGACUUCGACUUGGCCAUGACGGCGGAAACGAUGGAGGCCGGUCUGCACGAGAUGGAGGCCGCGCGCCACGCCGAGCCCGCAGCCGCUAUGAACGACACUGUGAUGGGGGUGUUCGACGCCCAACUGGCGUACGAGGGGGAUCUCCACGUCCCAAGCUUUAUCCCUCCGAAUUACGACUGCUGGCAGCACGGCACGAGCAACUUCGUCGAGCAGUGCUACGACGAGUACUCCGGGUAUUAUUCUGUCCAGAAGGACUUCGGCGCGAUCUGCGAGCACCGGAAGUGGGUGCAGUCGAAGGCGAUGGAGGUCGCGGACCUGAUCCACAAAGUGAUUGACACGAAGGCCUACACCGAAGCGCAUUCGGGGUUGCAGCGGAGGGUGAGGCGAAUGCUGAAGCAGAAGAGUGGGCCUACUACUUCCAUCCCGACGUACGUACGAAAGUUGCUGAAGCUCCCGCAGGAGUGGGAGGAGGAUGCGAGCCGUCGGUUAUCCUCCUUCGCGAUGGGUCCGGAAGCGAUGAUGUACGACAAGAUGCAAACGCCUGCCGCUGCGCUCACCGGACAGAGCCCGACGGAAGACCUCCCGAGCAACAUGCCCCCCGACAGCAUGUACAACAUGAUGACCCCGAAUGAAACGGACCAGCUCGAUUCCCCCGCGGACGUCGCGGCGAUGCUGGUCGGGUUGGAAGACACGAUGGACUCCACCUUCGUCGCUGCGGUCGAGAAGAUGAUCACUUCCUUCGAGCGGAAGAAGCUGGACAUCUACUUCGAGGCCCGCGCGAAGCCGCACUACAUGCAGACAUUGCUGAAUCUCGGGUUGAACCAGACGGAGAAGGUGCAGCUGAUGCGGUCCGUCCAGGAGAUCCAGUACGCGGAGGAGCCGGGCAGCUGCCGCCCGAUGGCCGGGUCCAUGGCCAUGAUGCAGUCGGGCGGGUGCCACAGUCUGUGGGACGAGCAACUGGGUUGCGCGAACCUCCGUUGGAUCGCGACCAGUUGGGACCCGGUCACCUACGCGGAAACCUUCAACAACGACUGGUCCAUGCCGCACAACAAGUGCGAGAACAAGAAGCGCGAGCUCCGGGGCAUGGCCGUCGGCGGCACGAACAAGGAAUCGGCGCCCAUGCUCGAAGCGAUGUCGCAGCUUUUGCAGCGCAUCGGCGACCCGGAUUACCCGAAUACCGGGUUUGCGGAACUGAUGUGGAAGAGUGGGCAGCGGAAACCGUUGUCGGCAAGUGAGACGACCGCGCUUCACGGUAUCUGCGACCAUGUGUACGAAGGAACUAGCGGCUGGGGGGUGAAGACCGACUGCCGGUACGACGAUUGCGGCAACUCACUCGGCUGCGGCUGGACGAAAAGAGGACAGCGGGAAGUGAAAAACAUUCUCCAGUGCCCGGGCCAAGUGCCCUCCGCUCCGGGGACGUGUGGCGCCCAGCUUGGCGGGUCGUUCUACUGCGCGACCGCGAAGGCCGACUUCGUCGCGAACUGCCGGAACGUGCUGGACUUCUUGGUGGAGACCAUGCCAGCCGAGGACGGUAUGGACCCGGUGACGGGGAACUAUCUCGGAGGGUACGUCGCGGAGCAGAUGCGCAUGGCUUUGCUCUUCGAAAUCGACCCGAAGUUCCAGUACCCGUAUGACCCGGAGCCGGCGGACGCGGCCGGGUCGCGUCUUGCCCGGUGCGCACUGCAGGCGAUCCGGGAGAACCUGCCCGAACAACCGCUGAUGAUGCUGCACGGCAUGAUGGAGGCGGGGGAAGUCAGCCCGGCGGACGCCAUGAGCCGCGUUCUGAAGCCGAAGCUCGACACUUUCUGCAACGCGACCUCGCAGGUGUCCGAGGCGGUGGCGCAGGUGGCCAACAUGACCGACAACUGCAAGGAGUUCUGCAUGACGCUGAAGGCUUGGGAGGAGACCAGCUACCAGUUGUCUUGUGCCGCCCGACCCGCGAAGCCGGUCUUUGCGGAGGCCUUCGCGUACGGGUCCGGGGCGGAAACGUGCCGGCCCGACGUGGAGUGCAAACUGUUCAACGAGAUGGUCCCCGUGGCCGAGAAAACCGGGAUCAUGAACAAGAAGGUCGCCGUAUCCUGAGUAAAAACGUACCCACACCAGAGUCAAGAUGGGGAAUCGGCUAGACAAAUCCACAAGUUUUGGCUGUUUUGCAUGACAAAUUUGGAUUCGUAGUAUAGUGCUGUUUGAGCUAGCUCAGCAGCAUCACAGAUCUAGCAUACCAUGCUGAUUGGAGCAUGACAAAUUGCAAAACACGACUAGAAAAUGCUUCUCAUGGAGCUCCGCAUGAGAAACAUUUUCAGCAUGCAGAUUUGCAUUACAACUCUGGUGUGGGUACGUUUUUACUCAGGAUACGCCGCCGGGCGGCUGCGCGAGCGCCGGCAGCGGCGGCUGGCCAUCGAAGACCGCCGGCGGUUGAUGGAAGAGAGUGGGGAGAGUAAGCAGAAGUGUGUGAAAAUCGAUAGUGUCGACUACUGUUCGAAAGCUGGCAGUUUGUCCGUUGAGGAGGCGGAAAAACGGCGGCAGCUCGAGUACUGGGAGGAGCGGGGCGUGGAUGCGAUUGCCACGCCGAGCAAUCCGGCGAAAGCCUCCCGGUUGUCGAAAUUCAAAACCAACCGGAACAAGCUGCGCAAGCAACGGCGGCUGCAGGGACGGCGCUGAAUACUGAUUUUGUGCGAUCGAGGAGGAUGAGUUGAAUUUCAUUUGCGUUUGUCUUUUGUUUCAUCUCGAAUUUUUCAAGUUUCCACUACUAUGGGCAUCGAAUACCAAUUAUGACUAGGGAAGAAGAUAAAGGACAGGAAGGAAUUAGAUUAUGCAAUGAGAACAAUACAGCAUUUUUUCGUUUCACCUCUACAUAAACAGUUGGAUUUGGAAAAGGUUUAAAAAUAACAUGGAGCAGUUUAGGUUCUAGAGCAACGGAACGCACCGUUUCACCACAUCUUGCGAGAUCCAAGUCAUUGAAUCACUAAACACCUGGAUAGGAACGAUCACAAGUCUUCCGACUGUGCAGGAUUUGAUUGUGACAAAGACAUGCCAAGUCGAGUCAGGUGAGUCGCCGUCUAUGAGUUAGGAUUCUCGGCGGGGAAUCCUUUCGUGACGAUACUGACCGGCAAAGGCGUUAGCGGAGAAGUGACAACGCUGAUACAGUGGGGCACUUUGAAGACUACCACGUUGUCACGUUGUGAAGAUAAGUUUCACCAACGCCAAUGUCUCCAAUUCCAUUAUCGUCAAGACUUUCACAAUUCUAUGUCAUUUUACCACGGUUGAAAAUUCUAGGAAAGUGAGUUGCGAAGUUGACCUCCGCCUUCAUCUGGGUGGAUAUCCUUCCAUUGACUUCCAUAUCACCUGCAAAAGGAAUUAUCACCUGCAAAAGGAAUAGCCAAACAAAAUGCAUGCUGGCACUUCAACUUUUUAUACAUGAUUUACUGACGAAUUUUUUCGACGGGAAAAGAAUUUCAGAAGUCACAUAUGAGGAGAAGAUAUUCUCAUCUAUCAGAUUUUGGUUUUUUCCGUUCCAUCAUGUCAUCGGUGCAGUUGCACCGAUUGCUCUUCAUGUCAUUCGGAAAAAAAAAAAAAGAAACCCUGUGGCGUUUUCAUUCUUUUCUGCAAAAGGAAAGUAAAGGGAAAAAUGGCAGUUGAAAAUAAAGCAUUGAAAAACAUUAGAAAGGAAGCACUUACGGUUGACAAGCAUGCAUAAAAGGAAAACACAAAAU
This is a messenger RNA of Amoebophrya sp. A120, 6068 nucleotides long. Lineage: Eukaryota; Dinophyceae; Syndiniales; Amoebophryaceae. The record is from the annotation of a GenBank genome assembly.